GUGAUCCAGAGGAGGGAGGACGGCUCUGUGAAUUUUUUCCGGGACUGGGCGGCGUACAGAGACGGGUUCGGAAAAACUACAGGAGAGCACUGGCUAGGUCUCCAGAGGAUCUACUCUCUCACCAGAUCAGGCGGUUAUGAGUUACGGAUCGACAUGGCGGACUUCGAUAAUGCCACGGCAUUUGCUCAUUAUGGUGAUUUCUCUGUUGGUCUGGACUCGGUGAACCCCGAGGAGGAUGGAUACCCGCUGAUGGUGGACCAGUACUCAGGGACAGCAGGUGACUCCCUCCUGAAGCACUCUGGGAUGCAGUUCACCACCAAAGACCGGGACCAGGACCAGUCAGAGAACAACUGUGCAGCGUAUUACCAGGGGGCGUGGUGGUACCGUAACUGCCACACUUCCAACCUCAAUGGGCAGUACCUGAGGGGAGGCCACGCCUCCUACGCUGAUGGUGUAGAGUGGUCCAGCUGGACAGGCUGGCAGUACUCGCUAAGGUUCACUGAGAUGAAGAUACGACCUAAUACUAAACGGGACUCCUGAUCAUUUGAUCCUAAACCUGACCCCUGCCCCUUAAACCUGAACCAAACCUGACUCCUGACUCUUAAACCUGAACCAAACCUGACUCCUGACUCUUAAACCUGAACUAAACUUGACUCCUGACUCUUAAACCUGAACUAAACCUGACCUUUGACCCUGAAACCUGAACUAAACUUGACUCCUGACUCUUAAACCUGAACUAAACCUGACCUUUGACCUUGAAACCUAAUCAAUAAAGCAUUAAUGGAUGAUUUUCCUGCAGAGAAUAAACCAGUUAAAUUGUGGAGCUGCUGUGAGUUUUUAAACCACCAGGUGUCGCUGCGUCCACUGAUCCGUAAACACACAGCAUGACCUCUGACCUGUGACCUCUGACCUGUGACCUGUGACCUGUGGUCAGCAGCUUCAGAAACAACAACCGUGUGUUUGUGUGUUUUAUAAAAUAUGAUAAUCAGUUGUUUUAUCUUUCUGAUCAAUAAAUUUUCUUAUUGAUGAUGUCAGAGCUGAAGGAUCAAUAAAGAGUUUCUGACGGA
Plectropomus leopardus (leopard coralgrouper) is the source of this 1067-nucleotide messenger RNA. The record is from RefSeq and is a predicted model, not a curated record. NCBI's taxonomy places the organism in Eukaryota, Metazoa, Chordata, Actinopteri, Perciformes, Serranidae.